Molecule: messenger RNA, 2542 nt
Organism: Effrenium voratum
Lineage: Eukaryota; Dinophyceae; Suessiales; Symbiodiniaceae
Source: the annotation of a GenBank genome assembly
GGGGUCGUGGGGUUGUCUUGCCGGCGUGGGGUUUGUCCAGAUCCGAUGUCUGGAAGCCAUGGACCUGGCUUCGGUCUUGGAAUCUUUGCAGCUGGGCGCCUUUCUUCCGAAGCUGCGGGCCUUGGGGGUGCAUAACCUCACGCAGGUGGCGGAUCUGUUGACCUCGGACCUCGAAGAGGUGGGCCUGACGCGAGUGCAGAUCCGACAGCUCCAGCGCGUGGCCCAGGCCACGCCCGACGAUGACACCCCGCAAUCGCAGCCAUUCCAACCACCGCGUCGUGAAGGCCCUUUCCAGAUGUCCCCGCGGGCGGCGUCGCCAAAGUUAGAGGAGGGCGAGCCAGUCCAGAAGAGGGCCCUUGAGGGGUGCUCCCAGAUGACCGAGAUGAAUGCGCAGGAGAAGCUACUGCUGAAGCAAUUGGGCCAGCGAUUCCAGCUGGCCUCGCGGUCUGCAGCAGCCAUUGUUUGGGAUGCGCCGGCUAUGCGAUACCUGCAAGGGGAGCUCCCGGAGGAGGAGUUCGAGGCGCUGGCGGCGGCCGCGGCGUCCACCGGGGCCUCCUCCCCGGAGCCGGAGGUGCCUGGUUCUUUCUUUCGCCUGGACUUUGGCCUCGAGGAGUCUCCUUCAGUGGGGAAGCAGAUGCCAGAGGCCUUGCGGAAGCGGCUGGACAAGCGCAAGGAGCAGGUGGAGCUGAAGAAGACCGAGAAGAGCGUCCCCGAGCCGCCGCCGCGCGCAGAGCGGGCGGAGCGGGCGGAGCGGGCGGAGCGGGCCAUGGAAAGAGGGCUCCCGAGCCCGAGCCAAGCGAGUCCCACCACGGCCCGGCAGGUGCGGACGAAGCCGGGGGACGAGACGCCCACGGAUAGCCCGGCCAAGCUGCGCAGCACCUCCAUGGGAGGCGGCCGCCGGGUCAGCCAGCGAGAAGAGCCGAAGCGGAACGACAAGGAGAAGAAAGCCAAGGCCGAGGAAGGCGGGCGGCAGAUGUUCGACAAGAACACGCUGCGGCUCAUGCACCGGGAGAUCUUCACAGGGGCCAUUGGCCGCUAUCAGCAGCGGAUGCUGCAGUCCUUGGACAAAAACGAGGCGCUCACUGCCCGCACCCCCCGGCGCCGACCGCGCGCAGUGCAGGUCUUCGUACGGGUGCGGCCCAUCUUCGACAAGGAUAUCGAGAAAGGCGACUUUGAUGUGGUCUCGGUGGUGCCGGGCCAGCUGGUACUGCACAGCUGCCUCUUCGAGGCGGAUCUGAAGAGUCCCUUCAUCAGCCAUCUCAGCUUCAGCUUCGACCAGGUCUUUGGGCAUACGGCCAGCAACAAGAGGGUCUACAAGCACUCGGCGGCGGAGAUUGUGCAGGGGGCCUGCGAGGGCGGCAUCGGGACCAUCUUCAUGUUCGGGCAGACGGGCAGCGGAAAGACCCACACCAUGUGCGCCAUCGAGGAGAUGGCGACCCACGAGAUCUUCGCAACUUUCGCCUCAGAGGACCCGGCCAUUGGCAUUCAGUUUCUGGAGCUUCGAGGUGACAAGUGCUUCGACCUCCUCGCCGCCACGUGCAAAGGCCGGGACUUCCCUGAGCUGCGGCUCCGGGAGCAUGGGAACGGCACCUACCGCGCCGAAGGCGCCAUGGAGCUCUACCCGCAAGAUGCCGAGGACAUGCGUGUGGUUCUGGAGACGGGCCAUGCCCGCCGCAAGACCUCUGCCACUGGGGCCAACGCGGUGAGCUCUCGCAGCCACGCAGUGUGCAUCAUCCGCCUCUUCGAGCGCAACGGGAUGCUGGUGCUGGUGGACUGCGCCGGCAGCGAGCGCAAGAAGGACUCCAUGUACCAUACCAAGGAGCGCCAGCAGGAAAGCGCGGAAAUCAAUACCUCGCUGUCCUCGCUGAAGGACUGCAUCCGGUCGCUCUGCUCUCAACAGAAGGUGCCGUCCCAUGUCUAUCGCACAUCCUCUCUGACCAAAAUUUUGGCCGACGCCUUCAUCAGCGAGAAGGGCAGGCUGGCGGUGAUUUGCACGGCCUCACCCUGCGCCACGGACACGGAGCACACGGUGUCCACCUUGCGGUUGGGGGCGGCGCUGGCCGGGUUCAACGACUCGGAGGAGAAGGAGCCACUGGUGGACCUCCUGCGCGAACAACGGGGGCAACCAGAAGCCCAUCCCAACCAGUGGAAUCCGGAACAAGUGAGAGCGUGGAUUGCAGAUGUGCAGAAUGGUGACUUCGGAGAUGUCUUGGGCAGCCUGCCUUCAAAUACCACUGGCCAGAUGCUGGUGAGAUUUACGGAGGCUCGCUGCGCGCAACUCUGCGGAGGUAAUUCGCGGCGCGGGCAGCUCUUCUUUAAGCUUUUGCACAGCGUGAUGCAGCGUGCUGAUGCCUCGCGGCGUGGGAAGGGCUCAAUGCUCCGCUCCACCAGCGCCGACCGCGCGACUGGGCUUGGGAAAAAAAGGACCUUCGGGCCACCUCCGCGCGCGAAGGGAGAGACGUCGUCUUUCAAUGGCACCCCUUGGAGAAAAGAUUUUGAGAAGAUAUUUGCGAUGUUUCUCUGGGGCUUAGAUAAUAUUUGA